Molecule: messenger RNA, 2119 nt
Organism: Coffea eugenioides
Lineage: Eukaryota; Viridiplantae; Streptophyta; Magnoliopsida; Gentianales; Rubiaceae
Product: UPF0051 protein ABCI8, chloroplastic
Exons: 2
Coding region: 150-1814 (554 amino acids)
Biological process (GO): iron-sulfur cluster assembly
Source: RefSeq, a predicted model, not a curated record
UAUAAUACACAAGAGAGAGAGAGAGAGGAGAGAGAGAGAGAGAGAAGAAAUUUCUUGGUCCUAGUAGAAAAGUUCCGAUCUUUUUAUGUGUCUGUCUGAACUCUGAAACCAAAAGAAGAAGAAGACUAUCAUCGCUAGCUGAGCCUGCCAUGGCUUCUCUUCUUGCAAAUGGAAUUUCUAGCUUUUCUCCACAAUCCCUUGCAGAACCACCAAAGAUUUCAAAAGGGUUUCUGUUUCGGAUCCCAAAAUUGUCCCCAAAUCAUGUAAAGGUUCAGCAAAGUUCAAGAAUGGUCAGAAUUAGAGCUGAUGUGAGCUAUGAGCCAAAGACCACCAUGGAUGCUCCAGGUAAAGAUUCCUCUACUUCAACCUCAUCUGAUGAAGAUGACCCACUUCAGAAAUUCUUGAGAAGAGAAUAUAAAUGGGGUUUUAGUCAAGAAAUAGAUUCAUUUUCAAUUCCGAAAGGGCUAUCGGAGGAAACUAUUAGGUUGAUUUCUUCAAGGAAAAAAGAACCUGAUUGGAUGCUUGAGUUUAGAUUGAAGUCUUAUGAUAAAUUUGGUAGGAUGAAGGAGCCUAAGUGGUCUGAUAAUAAAUACGCUCCGAUUGAUUUUCAAGAUAUCUGUUAUUAUUCUGAGCCCAAAAAGAAACCAACUUUGAACAGUCUUGAUGAGGCUGACCCUGAGCUUAUUAGGUACUUUGAUAGAUUGGGUGUGCCUUUGAAUGAAAGGAAUAGAUUGGCUAAUGUUGCUGUGGAUGCUGUAUUGGAUAGUGUUUCUAUUGCCACUACUCAUAGGAAGACAUUAGAGAAGGCUGGUGUGAUAUUUUGCUCUAUUUCUGAGGCUAUUAAGGAGUAUCCUGAUUUGGUUAGGAAGUAUUUGGGGAGAGUCGUGCCUCCAGAUGAUAAUUUUUAUGCUUCUCUGAAUUCAGCUGUUUUUAGUGAUGGAUCAUUUGUGUACGUGCCAAAAAACACUAGAUGUCCGAUGCAGAUAUCUACGUACUUUAGGAUAAAUGCAAUGGAAACAGGGCAGUUUGAGAGAACGUUGAUUGUUGCAGAUGAAGGGAGUUUUGUGGAGUAUUUGGAGGGCUGUACAGCUCCUUCUUAUGAUACGAAUCAAUUACAUGCUGCUGUUGUCGAGUUGUAUUGUCAUGAGGGCGCAGAGAUUAAGUAUUCCACGGUGCAGAAUUGGUAUGCGGGUGAUGAAGAAGGGAAAGGUGGCAUAUUUAAUUUUGUUACCAAGAGGGGACUUUGUGCAGGGGCUCGCUCAAAGAUUUCGUGGACACAAGUGGAGACGGGGUCAGCAAUUACUUGGAAGUAUCCCAGUGUUGUUUUAGAGGGAGAUGAAUCAGUGGGUGAGUUUUAUUCUGUGGCAUUAACCAAUAACUAUCAGCAGGCAGAUACGGGGACAAAGAUGAUACACAAAGGGAAGAAUACUAGGAGUAGGAUAAUUUCCAAAGGUAUUUCUGCUGGAAAUUCAAGAAACUGUUAUCGAGGUCUGGUUCAGGUUAUGUCAAAUGCAGAUAAUGCAAGAAACUCCUCGCAAUGUGACUCAAUGCUUAUUGGUGAUAAUGCAGCUGCUAACACAUAUCCCUACAUCCAGACAAAGAAUCCCGGUGCCCGCAUUGAGCAUGAAGCAACAACAUCCAAAAUUGGUGAAGAUCAGCUGUUCUACUUUCAGCAAAGAGGAAUUGAAUAUGAGAAAGCAAUGGCAGCAAUGAUUUCUGGAUUCUGUCGUGAUGUUUUCAAUGAGCUACCUGACGAAUUUGGCGCAGAGGUGAACCAGCUGAUGAGUUUGAAGCUUGAAGGAUCUGUUGGUUAGGAAGCAAGCAUGAGAGUGUAAAUAAUUCAGCUUAUGUCAAGGAAACUGCAAGUUCACAUAGAUGUCUUGUCAUAUGUUUUCUGAACUUUUACCUCAUAAGUUUUAUGUAAUCGUUAGAAAGCCACAUUGUAUACACGUUCUGUAUAUGCGUGCUCUGCAAUAGUGUUGUAGACCAGGCUUGUUCAAGAAAAUUUUCAUCCCAAAUAAUGGGAGGGGUCAAUGCAAAACGAAUUGUAGAAGAAUAAAAAGAUGUCAUCUCAAUCAUAGAAGAAUGUAGUGCCAAAACAAGUUGGUUUAGUUCGCAA